AUGUCCUUCAACGGCGUCCGCUCCUUCCGCUACGCUCUCCUCUUUGAAAUCGGCGCAAAUGCCUCGGGCUUCGUACCCGCCCUCUUCAUGCCCGAGACAGCCCUAUCCUUCUUGGUCAAGAACCCCAACAUGAUCACGCCCGCCACCACAUCGUUCGGCGUCCUAGUAGCAACCGGCUUCACAAUCCCGCUGAUCCUCUGCUACCCAAAUCCUGUGCCUAGUCAAGGCGGUAGCGAGCAGAUCGUAGCCUGGCGUCGGCUAACAUACAUGAUGUUCGGAGCUGGCGAAGUCGGUCUGGGGACGAUGAUGAUGGUUCAGUGGCUGCAGGGCGAUAGCGGAUUGAGCGAUAAUGCUCUUCUGAUGGGAAUGUUAGCCAUGGGAGCAUUCAGUCUGAUGCGGGCGUUCUUCUUGUACGUGCGACCGAGCUGGAUGGAGGGACAGGUCAACGCGAGGAAAGCUCAGUAG
Messenger RNA from Recurvomyces mirabilis, 465 nucleotides. RefSeq lists its product as uncharacterized. The transcript is spliced from 2 exons. The coding region runs from base 1 to 465 and encodes 154 amino acids. NCBI's taxonomy places the organism in Eukaryota, Fungi, Ascomycota, Dothideomycetes, Mycosphaerellales, Teratosphaeriaceae. The record is from RefSeq and is a predicted model, not a curated record.